AUGGCAUCUAACGGUACCGGUGUCCUUGCAGCCGAAGCACGCCCUUCCUCUCGCUCGACACCGUCUCCCCCUCCGCCCGAUUCUGCGGCAGUCGCAGACUCCGUCGCGGACCCCGUCGCAAGGCUGCCCAAGCGACAGCGCGAGUCUGAUACCCUCUCACCGCGCUCGCCGACCGCGCAGAACUCUGGCAUCUUUGCGUCGCCUGCCAAGUCUGCUCGCCUGGCCCUCGCGGCAGCCAGAGCUUCCCCGCCGCCUCUGACGGCAGCCGCAGCACUCGAGGACGAGCGCCGACAACGCAACGAGGAGCGCACUACUGCUCCUGGACCUACCAGCCCCAACCCGAGCCACGGCGCCCUCGAAUCCCUCAUGUCGGGCGCGACGCAAGCCAUGAGCCGCCCUGCAGACGCGCCACAGAUCGCGCCUACAGCCAACAUGGACCCGGCCGUCAAGGCCGUUACGGCGCUGUCAAUACCAACUGGGAGUGCCGUACGCGCCGACGACAAUGGCGAGACGAGCCCGCAGAGCGCCACCAGUAUGGGUGCCGUGCCCGUCACCGAGAGCCCUACGCCUAUGGAAAUUGACAGCAACAAGGCGGACCAUCUUUCAGCACAGCAGGUAGCUGUGCAGGAUGAUCGCCCACAGCAGCCGGGAUCCUUGUCGUAUCCGGGAUCGCUACAGGCAACGGGCGCCGUGCCAGAGCAGGUUGCGCGGGGCAUGAGCUUUCCCAUGCCGUCUCAGACACAAGGGUCCCCGACUUCUGGGACCGGCAAGAAGCACAAGUGCCCGUACUGCAACACAGAGUUCACGCGCCACCACAAUCUUAAGAGUCAUUUGUUGACACAUAGUCAGGAGAAGCCGUACGUCUGCACAGACUGUCAGAUGCGCUUCCGGCGACUCCAUGACCUUAAAAGGCACGGUAAGCUGCACACGGGUGAGAAGCCGCACAUUUGCCCCAAAUGCGACCGCAAGUUCGCGAGAGGAGAUGCCCUGGCACGGCACAGCAAGGGUGCUGGUGGUUGUGCGGGAAGGCGAGCUAGCAUGGGAAGCUUUGCCGAUGGCGACGAAUUGGACGGUGGCAUGGGCGAAGGCGAUGAGUCCGCGCUAUCGGGCAUGCCUUACGACAAUGGAGACGACGAAGAGUUGAGAAGGCAGAGCCUACCCAGCAUGGGAACUCAGCCGUCUGGAUCGGGUGAUGGAUACGGCGCACAUGCCCGUACGUAUCCGCCCGCCGGGCCGCGGCCAGCACCCGGCGGCCUCUAUCCCCCCAAUAUGGGCCCGAGCCAGGCGACAGGCACGGCGACCAACAGCACCUCGAGUAUCCCUAAUAGCAUGGCAAGCAGCCACACUGCCAACACGAGCGUCUCAUCCGUCCCCGCGGCGGCGGGAAACUCAGGCAUGUAUUCCCAGUCCGGCAUGACGGAAAGUCCAAAGCCGCUGAGCCCCGGCGUACCAGGACACGAAGCGUCCGGCAGUGGACGGCAACGCUCUCCGAGUCUCACGCAGCAAUUUCAACAGCAGCAGCAACAGCAACAGCAACCACAGGGAGCGGGAAGGCGGGCAUCGGAGCUCCAGUCUCCGCACAGCGGGCAGCCUCGGCCUAAGCUGCCGGGACUGUCGCACCCGGGAUUCGCGGCGCCAAGCGGGGCGGGAUACGCUCAUGCGCGGGCGCCAAGCGGGACGCAAGUGGCCGGCGACAGCGGUAACAUGUUUGCGCAGAGCGACCCGAGCGUCUGGGCAUACAUCCAGACGAUGGAGGAGAAGUUCAAGUCGCUGACGGACAAGGUCUUGUCGCUGGAGGAAGAGGUAGCGGGCCUGAAGAAGGAGCUCGAGACCCGUGAGGGCGGCGCGACCGGGGCUACCGUGGCGACCGGGGCGACCACAUCGUGA
Messenger RNA from Purpureocillium lilacinum, 1887 nucleotides. RefSeq lists its product as uncharacterized. Gene Ontology annotation, molecular function: RNA polymerase II cis-regulatory region sequence-specific DNA binding; DNA-binding transcription factor activity, RNA polymerase II-specific. The record is from RefSeq and is a predicted model, not a curated record. NCBI's taxonomy places the organism in Eukaryota, Fungi, Ascomycota, Sordariomycetes, Hypocreales, Ophiocordycipitaceae. Gene Ontology annotation, biological process: regulation of transcription by RNA polymerase II.